Ogataea parapolymorpha DL-1 is the source of this 1677-nucleotide messenger RNA. RefSeq names its product MFS transporter. The coding region runs from base 1 to 1677 and encodes 558 amino acids. Gene Ontology annotation, cellular component: fungal-type vacuole. Gene Ontology annotation, molecular function: transmembrane transporter activity. The record is from RefSeq and is a predicted model, not a curated record. Gene Ontology annotation, biological process: transmembrane transport. The transcript has a single exon. Lineage: Eukaryota; Fungi; Ascomycota; Pichiomycetes; Pichiales; Pichiaceae.
AUGGAGAAAUACACGGAUAUUUACCACCCACAAUAUAUUCCAGGCACAUACUCCAUUUACACCUCUGCUAUAUUACACCACAAGCAGCUACAGAAAACCUCCACACCUAAAAAUUAUGCCUACAACAGAAACACACCUCUUGAAGAUAUUCCUGACCUCAAAUCGAAGUAUGGAGUGAUACUGCUUCCACAGCCGUCCAACUCAGUCAAUGAUCCUCUGAAUUGGCCACCAUGGAAAAAGUCGCUGCAAUUCUUCAUUCUGCUUUUAAUAACGGCCUUCACAGCGGCGAUAGCAAACGAUGCGUCUGCUCCCCAAGACUCCAUCAACGAGCUCACAGGUAUCGACUAUGGCUGGCUCAACAAUUCCGCGGGAGUUCUGUUUGUCUCCAUUGCAGUGUCCGUCUGGUUAUAUGGUCCCCUUGCGUCUCUUUGCGGCCGCAGAAUCACCUACGUUCUCGGGCUCCUGUUUGCGCUGUUUGGGUCCAUCUGGUACGCCCGUAUACGCCAUAAGGGUGACAUUUUUGGGUCUCAGGUGCUCAUUGGGUUUGCAGAAGGCUCAACAGAGGCCCAGGUGCAGCUGAGCAUGAGCAGCAUUUUUUUCAAGCACCAGUUGGGUGCCGUUGUCACGAUCUAUAUACUGGCAACUUCGCUUGGCACUUACCUGGGCCCACUUUUUGCCAACAUAAUUGCCGAGAAUAGAGACUUCACAUGGGUAGGGUGGUCUGGAGCGAUAGCGAGCGGCAUAUGCUUGCUCAUGGUGCUGUUUCUUCUCGAAGAAGACUAUUUCGACUACUCGAGGUUCGCCUAUCACUCCCAGAAUUCGCUGCUCAAUAGAAGCCUGCAGACACAUGGAAUUGUCAGUAAUGAGCAGGACGACGAUUUUGGGUAUCACGACGCUCCGGCGACUUGGAAGCAGCGCUAUUCGCUUCUUAGUGCUUGGAAAGACCGAUCAGUGCAGGAACUUAUCAAACAAUAUGCCAAACUACUGGUCUACAAUUUCCGCUGUUUUUGGUUUCCACCAGUGAUUUUUGGAGGCCUUAUUUGGGGCUUCCAGAGCGCAGUUUUGUCCUUUUACCUCACCACCCAAGACACUGAUCUUUAUGGUGAGCCGUUCAACUAUUCCGCUCGACGCAUUGCUCUCAUGAACAUCCCAUGCAUAAUUGGCUCCUUUAUUGGUUGCAUUUAUGCAGGAUCACUCACCGACUACUUUGUGCUCUGGGUGGCCCGCAAGAACAACGGCAUUGUGGAGUCUGAGUUCAGACUGUUUUUCGCGUUUCUCUCCGGCAUAGUUGGCUCUGUGGGGCUCCUGAUGUUUGGCUUUGGCGUUUCGCGGGGUCUCGAUUGGCGCGUGAUCUACGUGGGGCUGGCAAUGAUCGCAUACCUGUUUUCUUCCGCUGGAAACCUGGCGAUGCUCUACGUGAUCGGGACCUACGACCAGCUGAUUCUGGAGACACUCAUUGCCGUCGAGGUGAUCAACAACAUCAUCGGCUGCAUUUUCACGUUUGCAUGCUCGCCCUGGCUGGAAAGGUCCGGCACGGAGGCUACAUACGUGGCUCUCGCGGUGCUGAACCUGUUCUUCAUGUUUCUGAGUCUACCGCUCAUGGUAUAUGGUAAGCGCUGGCGUAAAGCCACCAAGAGCUCGUACAUACGGAUGAUCGAGGCAAGACCGAAGGGGUAG